Apis laboriosa (Himalayan honeybee) is the source of this 5193-nucleotide messenger RNA. RefSeq names its product GAS2-like protein pickled eggs. The transcript has 8 exons. Gene Ontology annotation, molecular function: cytoskeletal adaptor activity; microtubule binding; actin filament binding. The record is from RefSeq and is a predicted model, not a curated record. Gene Ontology annotation, biological process: regulation of microtubule polymerization or depolymerization; actin crosslink formation; microtubule bundle formation. NCBI's taxonomy places the organism in Eukaryota, Metazoa, Arthropoda, Insecta, Hymenoptera, Apidae. Bases 432 to 3194 code for a protein of 920 amino acids. Gene Ontology annotation, cellular component: microtubule plus-end; cytoplasm; stress fiber.
UAGGCGCUUUAGUCUCUUGUUGGGACGCGACGCGUGAGUAUGGGGCAUAAGUGCACCCCUAAAGGUAUGAACGGUACCGUGCAUUGAAAACAAUCGUCGUGACGCGACAAAAAAUUGCAUAAAUACUGCGUGAAGCGGACGUUUCAUCCUCUAUCCCAUAUUUAUCGAGCUUUUGUUUCGGUGACAUCGUACCGUAUCGAAGUGAGAACUGUCAGUCCGCAAAUGUCCGGUGAAUCGAUCGUGUAACACGCGACAACGAGACGAUACGUAUUGUCGUCUGAUGAAAACUGACAGUCUUGUGCGCCACAGAUCGAAACGAUUUUAAGAUUAAAUCGUUCGUCGAUGCGACACUCGUCGUUGCGUGUGCCUGUCAGGGAUACGUGAAGAAGGUUUUUCUUUAAGGCACGUGAGAGAGGUAUCGUGGAGGCAAUAUGUCGGUGCUUCUGGAAGCGAGGUCUUACAGGCCUUUCAAGUCCUCGGAGGAGUAUCUGAUCGCGAUGAAAGAGGAUCUGGCCGAGUGGUUGAACGCGCUGUAUCCGGAGUUGAGAAUCAACGUUGACAAUUUUAUGGACAGGCUGGACACCGGCGUCGCUCUCUGCAAACACGCGAACAACGUACGCAAGUCGGCGGCGGAAUACGUGGCGCGGCGUCAGGCGCGCAAGAUCUCGAUGACACGAUCGAUGACCUCGUCGCUGGCCGUGCCGAUGAGCCAGCUGAGCGACGUGGCCUUCCUGCCGAACGCGAAGGCCGGCACCUUCUUCGCCCGUGACAACGUGUCCAACUUCAUCGGUUGGUGCCGCAACAGCUUGGGUAUCAUCGAGUGCCUGCUAUUCGAGACCGACGACCUGAUUAUGCGCAAGAACGAGCGACACGUGAUCCUCUGUUUGCUGGAGGUGGCGAGGCGGGGCGCGAAAUUCGGUAUGCUGGCGCCGAUGCUCGUCCAGAUGGAGAGGCAGAUAGAUAGGGAGAUAGCGGCGGAGAAUAAGGCGGCGAACGGUGCCCAUGGAAAUCCCGGAAACGACGAGAGCGACGACGAGUACGCCGAUAUGCAGCAGGAGGAACCGUGCCUCAUAUACGGACCCCAGCCACAGAUCGUCACCAACGAUCUGAAGAGCUUGGACGAGAUGGUUCGUGAUUUGGUGGAAAGGUGCACAUGCCCCACUCAAUUCCCAAUGAUUCGCGUUUCCGAAGGGAAAUAUCGAAUCGGAGACACGAAGGUGUUGAUUUUUGUACGAAUCCUUCGAAGCCACGUUAUGGUUCGAGUAGGUGGAGGUUGGGACACCCUUAGCCAUUAUUUGGACAAACACGAUCCAUGUCGAUGCAGAACUUCACAUCGCUCGAUGAUCUCAGCAAAAUUGAUUCAAAAGGCUGGAGGGUCGUUCGACCUUGGCAGCGCGCAGGUACAUUACGAAAGAUCACCCCCUAGAACUCGACGGAGUUCGGCGUCGAGCGUCGGUUCGUGCGCGGGCACGAUGCAGAAUCAGCAAUCGGCACACGCGGCCAAAGGCGUUUCCAGCAAUCGGUCCCGAUCGCCCACGCCCCACCAUCUCGGCGGCAAUAAGCAGCAACAAACGACGACGAGCGGCGACGAGCAACGAAAGAUGAAUCGAUCGAGAAGCCCAACGCCACAGAGGAAGUUCCUGGGCAGCCCCGUUCACCAGUCAGACUUUGGGAAGCAACGAUCGAGAUCCCCGACACCGAAGGCUCAACUGAGGUCCAGCAGUCCGACGACCAAAUUGGACGGCGCAAAGGGUGGAUCUGCGGUGGAUUCGGCUGGUAGAAGCCUGUACGAAGAGGCUCGUUCACCGACCCAUCAUGGAAGGCAGCAUCAGGAAGCAAAGGAUGCGAAGAAGGAUCUCCAUCAAGAAAUCCGCACUAAAGUCCCCCUGACGGAGGAAUUCACGAGACGAUACGUUGUCGAUGGCGGCGUGGCACGGAGGGCAGUGGAGAAAGACGACACGCCGAAAUACGAGCCGACGAUUUACAAUUACAAGUGUCGCGAGGACUCGAGCAGCCGUAGUCCGACCCCUAGUCCACCAGCAAUCAAGGAGGAGCCGGUAUUGGAGAACUUCAGCAAAGACGUAACGGGGAACGUACAUUACACCAAGUCGCCGCACGACGGAGAGCACUCGGAUAAUUGCAGCGAGGUGUCCGACGAAGGUUAUAGAAGCUUAGGAGCAGUCCAGCCGACUAGUGGAAACGGAAAUUCCGGGACUUGCACGCAAGGAUCGCCCACGGUUGCCGAUUGUCAAAAGCAACCCUCGAAGCCAGAGGCAGAGGAGAGGUCGUGCGUGGAGACGGAGAGCAUCGAGACGGGCCUGCGCAAGAUCCGGAUAGGCCCACCGAGCCCUCUUCGAGCCUCCCCCUCUCGAAGCGUGGCCUCCUCCUCCGGAGACCGUACCCCCCGCGCCAACUCGAUCGUCCGUGAAAACAGCAACGUUUCGAGAGGCUCGUCCGGAAGCAGAACGCCCAGGGACAGCAACUCGAGCCCGGAGGGAAGUCCCUUGAAACGUGGCACGAUAAGGAACAGUUUACGCAAGCCGCCGACGGGAAGUCUGAGCAAGGCAUCGGCGGUGAUGGGCGGCAAAAGCUGUCAGGGUCCGGUGAGCGGUAGCAACACGUGGAACGGUAGACAGGCAAGGCAGAGGCCCAGCAUCCAAUCCGACACUUUCCUCAACCCCCAUGGUCCAUCGGCCAACAAUUGUGCAACGACGACGACGACGACGACGGCAACGACGACGACGACCCCCAACUUCAGCAGGAGGAGCCCGGCCAGGCAGAGCCUGCCCAGGCAAAGUUCGAACGGUGGUGGUGUGCAGUACGACAGGAACGGGAGAAGGAUGAAAACCGCUCCAACAGGGUCCCUCCAAUCCUCGCCCACCAAGGUGGCCAACCCCCUUCUCGAGCAGAUCCUUCAGAAAGUGGGCCAUUUGCAGGACGAGCGCGAGGUGGUUCAGAAGCUUCAGGAUCUGUUGAGGGAUUAUCAGGCUCACGGCUCCGGGGAGGGAGUGGCGAACAUGGAGUUCACCAGGGCGUGGAUCGAUGGUAACGGGACCGUGGCGUUGCCCCAGGACAAUCAGAUGACGGCCAGUCCAAGGAAGGAUCCCAAGUCGGUGUCGGAGAGGGGAGGUUUCUCCAGGAUACCGGCCCCCGUUUACAAGAGGCCUAUGUCCGUCGCGUCCGACAGCGUGUGAAGUAUCUCUCGCAGCUGUCGAACAACGUCUAGGGGACGGUGUAGAUGAUGAUGAUGAUGAUGACGAGGAUGAGGAUGAGGAUGAUGGCGACGAUGAUGAAGCUGGUUCGAAGCGUGUCCUCGAGGUCAUCGGGCUCCUCGAUCGCGGGCCAGGACUCGUGACGCCCUCGAUUUAACGAGAUGUUUGUGCCGAUUGCGACGCGAUCGUGGAUACGUGGAACUGCGCGCGAGUAGAGAUAGAAGAAGGGCGAUCCGAGGGUGUUUCAAGUUGGAGUGUGGGGAUUAAGAUGGUUUCGUUUUUUUUUUUUUUUUUUUUUUUAAAUGUUCGAGGUUAUUUUCAUGGGUAAUGUUCGGCUUGGAAAAGCCUGUUUCGAUACGCGACUCGAGAAAAGAAGAGUUAUCAUUUUCUCGUUAUUACUUUAUCCACGGACGGACGAUCUCUGUCGAUGGAAAAUUUAAUCUUAUCUUAAGACGCUAAACUCACGGUUAUUAUAUUUUUCUAUCUUUUCUAAGAUAGAUUACUUGGCUUUCGAAGCGAUAUUACCUAUGGGGAUAACCCGAUAGUUUUGGGAAAAACUAUGUGUAUUUUUGAUGGUGCUUGGAAGAUUUCUUUUCUCUUAAAACUAUCUCCGAUGUAUAUAACAACACUGUGAUUGAAAAUUUUGUUCUCAUCUAAGGAGGAAUAGAAAUCAUCUUAUUUUUUUUUCUCUCUUUCUUUCUUUCUUUCUUUCUUUCUUUCUUUCUUUCGCGAAUUUCGUAAAAAUUCUCGGACGUUUUUUCUUAAAAAAAAGAAAGAAAAGAGCAACGGUUCCACAUUUCCGCGCGAUGGCGGAUCGAAGGCGUCCGAUUAGAGGCGAAGCUUAACGGGCCUUAACGGUACGAGGUCGAUCGGUUAGCUCGUAGGAGUCGCGUGUAUAUCGGGGUGGUGCUCGGAUGGUGCUGAACGUGAGAUGACGUUCGUGAUGCAAAUAAGAUUAUAAGAUGACCGAAAAAAGAAAAAAAAAGAAAAAAAAAGGAAAAAAACAAAAAUAAAAAAAAAUUAACAAAAGGGAAAAGAGGGAAAAAGAAAAACGUGGAGAGAAGGAGGACAAAGGAGGCGAGAAGAGGACAACGAGAGAGAUAGGUAGGUAUAGGUAGGUAGAUAAGUGGAAAAAUUCGUCUCGUCGACGAUUAACAACAAUUUCGAUCGAUGAACAGAGAGCGGGUUUCGAGCGAGCAAUUAGCCUGGUGUGCGUUAAUGGCUUCCCGAUCGAUUUGCUUCCAGUCAAUUGCAUCCCCGGCUGACGGCUCGUCGAUUGAUCCAAGACGAGAGAUUACACCUUGGUCACAAACGACAAGCGAUCUCUCUUCUUUGUCGUGAUAUUUCCCCCCCUCUCCUCUCUCUCUCUCUCUCUCUUUUUUUCUCGUACAUUGUAAUCGAUAACUCGUCGUUUUUUCUUUUUCUUUUCUUUUUUUUCUUUUUUUAUUGGAUUCUUUUAUCGCGACGAAACGAAAUAAUUUAGGAUUCCGUGACUCGAGAAAUAUUGGAAAAGGUUUAAAGAAGAUUACGAGAGAAGAGGAGAACGAAAAUACGACGAAUCGUUCGAAAUGUAAACUUAAAAAGAAAAAGAAAGAAAAAAAAAAAAGGGAAGAACUAAUCGAUAAUGAGUUAUGUCACGACAAAAUGGAACAAUCGCGAUCAAUGAUCUUGUGAUCAUUUUUCUCAGCUUAACGCAUAUCGACGAGUGUAAAUCUCGAUUUCUCGACGAUUCAUUGAGAAGAGAUCUCGGCCAGAAUUUCUACGUUCGAUCGUUCACCACGGCCGUGCGAGGCCGUGCGAAAAAAUUAUUUAUUUAUAUAGUCUAUCGGUUGUAUUUAUUGAAGACGGUUUAUUUGCGCGUUGCAAGUUCGCUUGAGGGAGUACAGGAUAAACGAAGACGAAGAAUAGAAAAAAAGAGGCGGUGCGGAAGUGGUGAGAAGGAUUUGUUUCGCAGGAAAAAUCAAAUUAACCCCACCCCCCC